CCCUCGUCGGAUGCUGACAACUCUGUCUCGAAAAGUACACCCUCCCCAAAGCAACGCGCUCGCACGUUCUGGAUGAAGGUGCUACGCGAUCGUUUCUUUCGCGUGCUCAACCCCAGCACCCCCGGCUAGCAGGCCAUGGAGGAAUAUCUCUCCCCAGCGCUUCGCCAGCAUCCGCUGCCCGACUCGGAGAGAAAGCGCCUGCGGGAGUUGUCCAGGUAUAGAUACUAUUGUACAGUCCGCGAACCAUCAACCUUUGCCGAAGAUUCACUUUCGACCCCCGUGGAGGAAAAGGAGGCUGGAAUCGCCUAUCUCUCGUCGGACAUCACUCUCACUGCCCUCACCCAACUCGGCGUCUAUCGCUUCGGAUGCAAUCGCUCCUUUGUCUCACUCAUUGAUGGCGAAAACCAACACAUCAUCUCCGAGGCGACCGCCUCCAUCUCCCUGCGGGACAGGGAACGACACCGCGAGCUCGACGGCCUCUACCUCGGCGUUACCACCCUCGAUUUGAUCUUUGGAGUCUGUCCGCAUGCGGUGAAGUUGUUCUCGGGACAGGAGGUGCCACAUUUGAAGAAUACGGAUAAUGUGACGGCGAACAGUACGCGAUACAUUGUGCGCGACUUUACACGCGAGGAAUACUUCAAGGAGCGCCCAUACGUGACGGAAUGGCCGCACUUCAGGUUCUACGCCGAAGUCCCCAUCUACAGUCCGUCUGGCCAUAUCUUGGGGAGCUACUGUGUGGUCGACAAUAAACCCCGAAUGGAGUUCAGCGAGGAGGACGUGGUGGCCCUUCAGGAGAUUUCCGAUUCCAUCGCCCGCCAUCUCGACAACGUGCGAACUGUCCACUAUCACCGACGGUCGGAACGCCUGGUCCAGGGAUUGACGACGUUUGUCAAGCAACGUCCGGAUAGCUGGGACGAGCCGCUACCUCCUAUCCCCAGCGGCGAAGCUCUGUCGUCCAGCAACAUGAUGACACGCGACCGCUCCGAGGUUUCGCCACCGGACCUUGGCCGCCUUGGCCAACUGUCUCUGAGUACCGAAGGAAGCUCACCGCUGUUCUCUAAAGAGGAAUCUGGUGAUCUAACCGAUGCGACUUCCCUCUCGGUCGGCUUGCAGGAUGCCUCUUCACCCAAGCACAUCACAGAUACUGUUGUCAAUUCCUAUUCACCAGAAAACUCUCUUUUCGAUGGGUCGCAGGGAAGUAGCUCGCCGGGCCUGCCAGGCAAGGACACCGUUCCCCUAUCGGCUCGCAUCUCGUCCUUGUUCUCGCAGGCGAGCACCUUAUUACGGGACUCCAUAGCCGUGGACGGGGUUCUGUUUGUCGAUGCCUGUCACUGUAAUUCUGGAAUUGCGCCUUCAAAGACGGAUUUGACCGACUGGGAGCCUCUUCCCAAGAAUGCGGAUCCCCGGCCUCGAAGCAAUUCCCCCUGCUGUCUAUCGGGCGCCCAGCGAGAAGAGACGCUCUGCGAGACCUUUGGUCUGGCCCUGGACAAUUACCAGCCUGGAUGCGGCCACAACAAGACCCAUGCUGUUCCGAGCUCGCUUCUGCAACACCUGAUUGCGGCGCUUCCCCAAGGUGGAGUAUUGCACCUGGACGAGGGGUUUGAAAGAGUCGACCCGGACGCUUUAGCCUCGACCCCACUGCAGUCUAUCGAAGCACCUUUCGGGAUCAGCCAGACAUCCCAGCCGUGUAAUCGAAGCAAUCCUCAAAUCCUCGCAGCUCGUCUUGCGCAAUGCUUCCCGCAAGCCAAGUCGCUGCUCUUCAUCCCCCUGUGGGACUGGGACAAGGGACAAUGGCUGGCAGGGACAUUUGUCUGGACGAAAGCGGCCGACAAUGAGCGGUCGUUAGGUCUGGACGAGCUGAACUACUUUAAAGUGUUCGGUGACUCGAUCAUCUCGGAAAUCGCGCGCCUGAGCUGGUCUCAGAAGGAGAAGUCCAAGUUUGAUCUCAUCUCUUCUAUCAGCCACGAGCUCCGUUCCCCUUUACAUGGCAUGCUGGCUAAUACCGAGUUGCUGUCCACCUCGGCUCUCCAGCCUGAGCAGCGAGACAUCGUCAAGGCAUUGGAGACGUCUGGACUCACUCUGCUCGAUACGAUGAACCAUCUGCUCGACUUUGCCAAGAUUAACAAUCUCACUGUCAUGAACAAGGGUGGCUCUUCUGUCACGAGCUUGACCAGUACGUUCCAGUUGGAUGUCCUGGUGGAAGACGUGGUCAACAGCGUGUUUACUGGCAUGAGACACGCCGCUGCCGCCUCAACGCCGGCCGAAAGCCCCGUCUCUGAAUCCACACACGACACGUACAAGUCGAAUCUGUCGGUCGUCCUACGAAUCGAGGACCAGAAUCAGUGGAAGGUGAAAUCCAUGACGGGUGCUUGGCGACGAAUCGUCAUGAAUAUCUUGGGCAAUGCCUUGAAAUAUACCCAGGAGGGCUUCAUCGAGGCCUCAUUGUCCAUGGUCAAAUCAAGCGCUGAUAGACCGUCGGACGUUGCCCACUUCUGUGUGACUGACACCGGACGAGGAAUGUCGCAGGAGUUUUUGAGGAACAAGUUAUUCUCGCCCUUCGCUCAAGAAGACUCCCUGUCCGAAGGUGCUGGUCUCGGACUGAGCAUCGUGAAACAGCUCGUCUCGUUCCUUGGCGGAUCUAUAGACGUCAAGAGCGAGAGGGGAGUUGGGACGCAGGUUGACAUUUACAUCCCCGUCAAGUUGCUGCCUGCGAAACGGGGUUCUGCCGUCAGGGAGGAGACGAAAUCUCUGGCUAAAAACAGCAAAUUCUCGCUUAUCGGACUGGGCGCGUACCCUGAGCUGUCUGAAGAGCCAACGGGCACCCUGAGUCCUAAGGCCAAGCGGAAGAUCUGUCUGCAAAGCUUCUUCACGGAUAUUCUUGCGAACCAGCCUUCUUGGAGUGUCGCGGUCGUAGAGUCAAUUGAAAACGCACAUGGUGAUAUCGCAGUCGUCGAAGAAAAGGUGCUGAAGCAAAUCACCAAAGACCAGACGCUGCAAAAGCUUGCAGAAUCCAAAUUCACCCAUAUCAUCUGUCUCUGUGACGGAUUACCCUCUCUCGCCCUCGACAAACGCGUUGGAAGAGCACCGGUCGUCUAUUUAUCCCAACCGUGAGUGGCCCUCGAGUCCCAUAGUGACUUCUCCUAAUUUCUCCAGUUUCUCGCCGCAAAAAGUACUACAGAUCCUCAGCAUUCUCCCGGAACCCGAACCCUAUUCCCAGCCGACUGAACUCCUUACCCCGCUGGCUGCUGCGGUUGAACGCUCUAUUCCCACAAAGCCGCAGCUGAAGAUAUCGCCUACGAGCGCAGUGACCCCGUUGAGCGAUGGGGACUUAACACCCAGCGACACGUCGCAAGUUCUCAUCGUCGAUGAUAAUGAGAUAAACAUCAAGAUUCUGGCCAAAUUGAUGUCUCGACUUGGCUACCAGCAUGAAGCCGCGAUCAACGGGCUCGUCGCCCUGAACAAAUUCAAAGAAUCCCCGGCGGCUUUUAAGGUGAUUUUAAUGGAUGUCUCAAUGCCCGUUAUGGACGGUAUAGACGCCACACGGCAUAUCCGGGCGUUUGAACGAGAGCAAUCCUUGACGCCUGUUAAGAUCUACGCAGUCACGGGAAUCGCCUCGGAGUCCAUGCAGAAGGACGCAUUGCUGGCAGGGGUCGACGAAUACCUCGUCAAGCCUCUUUCCUUGCAGAAGGUUAGCACGAUCAUCAAACCUCACUUAUCAGAGAAAGGGUGGAAUCUCAGAAACGUAUGAUGAAAAGAUGUUGCACGAUACGAUAUCAUGACAUGGUUUUUGAUACCCGGAUUAUAGGUCGUUGUAUAUAGAUCACAUAGAUAAAUUUCGAAUAGAUUCAUUCCUGGACCCUGUA
Molecule: messenger RNA, 3863 nt
Organism: Aspergillus calidoustus
Lineage: Eukaryota; Fungi; Ascomycota; Eurotiomycetes; Eurotiales; Aspergillaceae
Source: the annotation of a GenBank genome assembly